AUGGCCACAGCAACAACAGCAUCAAUGACCAGCAGCACUGAUCAAGAAUAUGAUCGUUUAAACGAUGCAAAACUGUUUGACGACUCUAAACUUGGAGUCAAAGGCCUUGUCGACUCAGGCGUUGCCUCCAUUCCUCGCUUCUUCAUUCACCCAAGUGAGACACUAUCUGAUCUUAAAACCAUUUCACAAGUCGAACGUGACAUCAUCCCCACAAUUGACCUGUCAGGGGUUGACUCCAACAGCAGGUCUAAGAUUGUGGAGCAGAUUUCGAGUGCCUCUCGCGAGUUCGGGUUUUUUCAGAUUGUGAAUCAUGGGGUUUCGGUGGAAGUGAUGGAACAAAUGAUUGGUGGUAUCAAGGGUCUGCACGAGCAGUCCCCAGAAGAGAAGACGCGGUGGUACCGUAGGGACAUGGGGACCGGAGUAGCAAUUUUUUCUAACUUCGACUUGUUUCAUUCUAAAGCCGCUAGCUGGAGGGACACGCUUCAGGUGUAUCUAGGUCCCACCUUACCGGAGCUUCAAGAAAUCCCUGAGAUAUGCAGGAAUGAGUUGCUUGAGUGGAACAUACAGACUAAAAGAGUGGCAGAACUAUUGAUGGAGUUGUUGUGCGAAGGAGUGCGAUUGGAUGCGGGAAGGUUAAAGGAGAUGACAUGUUUGGAAGGGAGGACAAUGGUAGGCCACUACUAUCCAUGCUGUCCACAGCCUGAUCUAACGGUUGGGAUUGCAUCUCAUACAGAUCCUGGGGUCGUGACAGUGUUGCUUCAGGACGAUAUUGGAGGUUUGCAGGUCAAGUAUAAUGGGGAAUGGGUGGAUGUUAAACCUGUCCCAGGAGCUCUUGUGAUCAACGUUGGAGAUAUACUUCAGAUAAUGUCCAAUGAUGAAUACAAAAGUGUAGAACACAGAGUGUUGGCUAAUCCUCAUCGCGAACCAAGAGUUUCAAUUGCAGUUUUCUUCAAUCCUAGUGACAGGGUCAGCUUGUUUGGACCCCUCCCGGAGCUAAUAUCAUCACAGAAACCAGCUCAGUACAGGCAGUUCACCAUGGAAGAUUAUCUGAAAAGGUUCCUUUCAAGAGAGUUGGAUGGCAAAUCUUUGGCAAACCACUACAAGCUGUGA
Dovyalis caffra is the source of this 1110-nucleotide messenger RNA. The record is from the annotation of a GenBank genome assembly. Lineage: Eukaryota; Viridiplantae; Streptophyta; Magnoliopsida; Malpighiales; Salicaceae.